Molecule: messenger RNA, 3045 nt
Organism: Eucalyptus grandis
Lineage: Eukaryota; Viridiplantae; Streptophyta; Magnoliopsida; Myrtales; Myrtaceae
Product: disease resistance RPP8-like protein 3
Exons: 2
Coding region: 33-2759 (908 amino acids)
Biological process (GO): defense response to other organism
Molecular function (GO): ADP binding
Source: RefSeq, a predicted model, not a curated record
CACGCGCGCGCACAAAAACACAGAGAGACUCCAUGGCUGCCGAAGUUCCAGCUUUCCUGCUCAAGCAGAAGCUUCAAAAUCUGCGAGAUGACGAAACGAUCAUCUAUCCGAGGCUCAAACAUAAGAUCAACUCCUCCAUCGUCGCUCUGCAACAGCUGCUGAGCUCCUCCGACGGCACAGACGUCACCAACUCUAUGGCCUUGCCCUUCAUAUACAGUGCCGAAGACGUCGUCGACACGUACCUCCUGAAAAGAAUGCAACAGCGACGCAAAGACUUCCUGAAGACACACCAUUUGUUCCAGUACUUGGCUCCUCUAUGGAGCCAAAAGGACUUGGGCAAAGGGUUGAAUAAGUUCUUGAACGAUCUCAAGGCCUUGCCUUCUCAUUCUUCUGAGAAGAACAAUCAAGAAAGCAGAGUUCUUGGCAAGACCCAAGAAAAGGAUCGCUGUUUAGUGAAUACAGGGCGGUUUCGUCGCUGGGAUUCGGUUGCUCAUCUUUUGGACAAGGACUCAAACAUCGUUGGUCGGGUAUCAGACAUGGCCCAGAUGGUCUAUCAGUUAAUGGGCCCACAAGAAGAAGAAGCUUUGAGAGUCGUUUCCGUUGUCGGACCAGGAGGCUCAGGUAAGACCACGAUGGUGAGACGUGUUUAUAACAGGGUGGAUGUGAAGAGGCACUUCGGUUGCUGUGCUUGGGUCUGUGUGCCCAGAGAACUUGUGUACAGGAAUGUUGUUAUGAGCAUAAUAGAACAGGUUAGCAUAAACAGGUUGAAUGAUGUGGACCACAUGAAUGAUGAUGUUCUUAGUGAUAUGCUUUUCAAGGAGCUGAUUAAUAGGAGGUAUUUGAUUGUUUUGGAUAAUGUUUGGGAUGCCGAGGCCUGGCACAGGUUGACAAUUCCAUUUCCGGACUCAAAAAAGGGUAGCAGAGUGAUUCUCAUUUCUCGUGAUGAUAAAGUGGUGAAAUUGGCCGAUCCAUGGAACCUCCCGAUGCAUAUCUGCAGGUUAACUAACGAGAACAGAUGGGAAUUGCUGUUGAAGCAAAUGAAGGAACAGGAAGGUGGCCUGACUGAGCACAAGGACGAGAUCAUGGCAAAGCUCUGUCAUGGUUCACCUCUGGGAAUUCUUCUUUUAGGGGGGAUUCUUUUGAACACAGAACCAAGUGAAUGGUCCAGAAAAAUAGACAAAUUCCCAUCUUCUUGCGAAGACGAAUCAUCCUUGCCGGACAUCUUGGCCUUGAGCUACCAAGAACUACCUCCUGAAUUGAGGGCGUGCUUUCUUUAUAUGGGUAUCUUUCCAAUAGCAUCUGAGGUAUCCGUGCGGAGGUUAUUGUGGUUAUGGAUUUCCGAGGGUUUCCUCGAUGGAUUGCUGGGCAAAGAAAGAAAGAAGUGGGAACCCGAAGAUCUCGCAGAGUUUUACUUCCAAACACUGGUUAAUAGAAACUUGAUCGAGGUCACGGAGUGGAAAUUAGAUGGAUGCCCAAAAAUGUGUCGAAUGCCGGGAGUGAUACAUGAAUUUUUCUUUCCAAGAUCGGUGGAUUCAGGUCUUUUCCACGUUCGAGAGAACUCAAGCUUUAGGAUGUGCAGACCCCCUGAAAACUAUAAAAUUCGGCGCCUCGUGGAGUAUUCAAGAAUAAAAAACUCCCUGGAUUCUUUCCAUGAUCACAGGCUCCGCUCUUAUGUAUCUUUCAUCUCCGCAUCAAGGGGCAUGGCCAAUAGAGAGAUAGGUAUGUUUCUCAAGAAUGUUAUUAACAAAGGAGGCUUUGGAUUGUUGAAGGUUCUUGACCUAGAAGGCGUGUACAAGCCCAUGCUUCCUAAGUCGAUGUGUAAUCUGCUGCUUCUACGGUUCUUGAGCUUAAGGUCAACUGUACUGGAUUCAAUCCCGUCUGCCAUCGGCAAUCUCCCAUGCUUGGAAACUCUGGAUUUGAAGCACACUAAUGUCACCACUAUCCCAAGUUCCAUUUGGAAGGCGAAGAACCUCCGGCAUUUAUACAUGAACGGGGUACGCAUUGAUGCAUUUUCCCGUAAGGCAUCAAAGGGGUCUCUGACUAACCUCCUUUCAUUGAGGGGGCUCUAUGUAGGUGACAAAAAGGCCGUGGUCAACAGACUAGAUCGAUUAGUGAACCUCCAGAAACUGGGGCUCACCUGCCACGGAAACUCUUUGAAAGCAGUAGCUAAGUGGAUCGAGCAGCUGUCUAAUCUUCAAUCUUUGAAGCUGAGAUCGACAGAGAAGUUUGGUGAACCAUCAAAUCUAGAGGUGAUAUCCAUGGCUCAGCAUCGCAACCUAUGCAAUUUGUAUUUGCUUGGUUCGCUGCCCAUCCCCGCCAACCAGCUCUCGGGAGUGCUCCCAUCAUGCCUCAGGAAACUCACUUUGUCCAUGUUAAAUCUGGAGGAAGAUCCGAUGCCAGUGCUGGGCCAGUUGCACGAUCUGAGCUUCCUUAGGCUAUUUGCAAAUUCCUAUGUGGGACCUCAGAUGACAUGUGUUAGUGGCGGAUUCCCUAAGCUACGCAUGUUGAAACUCUGGAUGCUUGGCAAACUUGAGCACUGGACCGUGCAGGAGGGGGCUAUGCCCCUCCUUCAAGAACUAGAAAUCAGGCGAUGCAUCCAAUUGAAUAGUCUAGAUGGACUUGAGCAUUUGCGAAGCCUGAAAGAAUUUGUUUUAACCGGUAUGUUGCAGGGUUUUGUAGAGAAACUCGGGAGGAGCAGUUCGGAUAAAGUGUUUGUCACAGUAAAUGAAUGGAAAUUCUCUCAUCAUCAGGGUAAAUGAAUCAUCAAGGAAUCAAAUGUUCAAGAUGAAACACAUAGUAUGCAGUCAUAAAUGUCCGUCUCUUAGCAAAAAGCAUGCAGUAUGAGGCUAAGGAGCUAAGUUUCCAGAGCUGUUCACUUCCAAGAUUUGGCCCUAUCUUAUGAAGAAUCUUCCUACCUAAGGAGAUUACGACAGUGGCGAGAACGUGGUGCGAGUGCCGUGUGAGUAAGUGUGCCGGGGUGGGCUUGAGAAUCGAGUUUGUUAGUGAUUUGUAUAGGGUGAACUCAAUUAAGAGUGUGUCAUUGUA